Triticum urartu is the source of this 618-nucleotide messenger RNA. Lineage: Eukaryota; Viridiplantae; Streptophyta; Magnoliopsida; Poales; Poaceae. The record is from RefSeq and is a predicted model, not a curated record.
CUCGCCUACUCUCCCUCUCGCCCAUGAAGUCAUCGUCACCGCCGCCGCCGCCCAUGCCAGCUGCUUCCGGCGCCUCCGGCGCAGGGCACGCCCCAAGCUUCCCACAGUCCGCGCCUCCCUCCCCUCCAUCCAGACUCUCUGCUCCCAGCCUCUACAGCCCGCUCGCAACCACACAUCCAUGGCUAGGGUUUCGGGCAUGGCUUCGCCGGCGCGUCUCCGGUGGUCCCAGGUUCGUCCUUCCUUCCUUCUUGGCCGAGAUUGACCGCCCCUACACCUCACCUUCUCUUCAUAUCCUCUGCUGGAGAUGCAGUUGGGGCACGCCAUGGGAGUUCCCCAUCCACCAUGGUCGCCGCCAUCAAGGGAUUCCUCAAGGAGAUGUCAAGGACGCCAUGGACAUGCAGCUCCUCAAGAUCAAUUAAGGAAUCAAUCUCAUGAUGGUUGAUGCUUGAUGCAGCGGAGGAUUGGGCCUCGCAUUAUUUUUUCCAGAAUUGGGUGUGGGUACUCUCUAAACUGGAUUGAGUGAGCUAAAUCUGUGCAUCAAAAUUGUAGUCUGUAGCUUUAUGUGUUACGUCUUAAGAUUGAACUUGAAGAUUGCUUUUGGGAGUAGUUUUAGUUGGU